CUCCCUGCAGCUGCAGCUGCAACGGCUAGUCCCCCACCCCAAGCUGCUUCCCGCCUCUUUUCUCUAUAAAUUCACUCGCAUCUUCACCUCCGCAAGAAUCAGUUUCCGCGGCGACAUCGUCCACCUCCGAUCCAUAGAUUUUGUUCUUCUUCUUUUUUUUUUUUUUUGUGUGUGUCGAGUAUCGGACCCGGUUCUUGAUUCAUUCUCUGUCGAGAACAACCCGCCCCGCCAUGACCAAGAUCGACACCCUCCGUCGGUUCAUCCUCCCUUGCUUCGCCCCUCCCUUGGCCUCCCCGCCAAUCGCCGCGCCCGCCCCUGCCCCCGCCACCAAGAAGCGCAUAAGCACCUCGCUUCGAGACGACAUUUACGACGAACCCAGAAUCCAAGAUCACAAUCUGGACCUUGAUCGACUUCGGAAGGGAAGCGGCGAUGUCGAAGAUGACGGAUCCGGGGGAGACGCUGCGGGCUCGACGUCCCCCGUGGCCGUGGCGCCGCCGCGCCCUUCCAAGACCAUGGUGAUCGGGACGAUCUUUGGCCCGCGCCGCGGGCACGUGUGGUUCUGCGUGCAGCACGACCGCCUCUCCACGAAGCCCUCCCUCCUCCUCGAGCUCUCGAUCCCGACCCAGCAGCUCGUCAAGGAGAUGCAGUCGAGCGAGCUCGUCCGGAUCGCCCUCGAGUGCUCCGCCGACUCGGAGCCCGGGCUCGGUUCUUGCCCUCUGCGGUCCGUGCCCAUGUGGACCCUCUCCUGUAACGGGCGGAAGCUCGGCUUCGCGACGAAGAGGAAAGCGAGCGAACAGAACCGGUCAAUGCUCAAGACAAUGCAGUCGAUGACAGUUGGUGCCGGAGUCAUACCAUCUGGGACCGGCUCGGCGAGCUCCGAGGAGAUCAUGUACAUGCGGGCGAAUUAUGAGCACGUCGUUGGCAGCGCCGACUCAGAGUCCUUCCAUCUGAUUAACCCAGACGAGUGCCAGGGUCAAGAACUCAGCCUGUUCUUGCUCAGGACGCGAUAAUUAUACAAAGUUUCGGAGUUUUCCCUAAGGUGCAAAUCGAAUCGAUAUCUUUUAAAUCCCGAUUUUGAUGGAGCGCGACGUCAAGAAUCUUCGUGCAAGUUGGCUUAGCCUAGUUCACUGAUCUAGAGAGAGAAAUUGAACACAGAUUUGAUUUGCUUUUAGAAUUGAUGAUACUCAAGAAGUUUUGGGUCUUCAAGAAGGUGGGUCACUGUGAGAAUAUGUAACUUUAUGUGGACGUGCCUAUCUUUUUUCUUCGGCUUUUGGUUUGUUGACUGGUAUACGUGGUGGGCUAGAAGAAGAAAGCUUAUUCAAGUGCAAAGAGAAAGUUCGUUUUUCUGAGUCUUUUGGUACUUUCUGUAGUGUUUUAGAUGGAAGCUGAGAUUCUUCUCAGCGAUCUUGUAAAUUUUCGACAGUGAAAUGAUAAACCAGAUAUCUUCUUCA
Molecule: messenger RNA, 1451 nt
Organism: Syzygium oleosum
Lineage: Eukaryota; Viridiplantae; Streptophyta; Magnoliopsida; Myrtales; Myrtaceae
Product: protein MIZU-KUSSEI 1
Exons: 1
Coding region: 231-1010 (259 amino acids)
Biological process (GO): hydrotropism
Source: RefSeq, a predicted model, not a curated record